AUGCCAGGCAUAGAUACCCCCUCCCACCCCGAAGACACCCGCGUCCUAGGCUACGACCCUCUCAUCCCGCCCGCCCUCCUCCAAUCCGAAAUCCCCCCAACCUACACCUCCCAAGCCACCGUCGCCAAAGGCCGCCGCGACUGCAAGGCCAUAAUACACCAGACCUCCGACCGACUCCUCGUCAUGGUCGGCCCCUGCUCGAUCCACGACCCCGCCACGGCCCUCGAAUACGCCCACCUCCUCCUCCCGCUCGCCCACCGCCUGCGCAACGACCUCUGCAUCAUCAUGCGCGCCUACCUGGAAAAGCCCCGCACAACAGUCGGCUGGAAAGGCCUGAUCAACGACCCCAACAUCGACGAAUCCUACCGCAUAAACAAAGGUCUCCGCGUCUCGCGCCAGCUCUACGCCGACCUGACAAACCUAGGCAUGCCCAUCGCCUCCGAAAUGCUCGACACAAUCUCCCCACAAUUCCUCGCCGACCUCAUCUCCCUGGGCGCCAUCGGCGCACGCACCACCGAAUCCCAGCUUCACCGCGAGCUCGCCUCCGGCCUGUCCUUCCCAAUGGGCUUCAAGAACGGCACCGACGGCUCCCUGUCCGUCGCGAUCGACGCAGUCGGCGCAGCCGCCGCGCGCCACCACUUUAUGGGCGUGACCAAAGACGGCCUCGCCGCCAUUACGCGCACGUCCGGCAACGAAGAUGGCUUCAGAGCAUCAGCAGCGAAAGCCGCCCUCGCAGCCAAGAAACAAAAGCAGGUUCUCAUGGUGGACUGCUCGCACGGCAACAGCCAGAAAGACCACCGGAACCAACCGAAAGUUGCGUCUGUCAUCGCGGAGCAAUUAAGGCAAGGUGAGGAGGGGAUCGUGGCGGUGAUGAUCGAGAGUAAUAUCGAGGAGGGCAAUCAGAAGGCUCCCGGAGCGGGCCAGGGCGGGUUGAGUGGGUUGAAGAAGGGGCAGAGUAUUACGGAUGCGUGUAUUGAUUGGGAGACGACGGUCAAGGUGUUGGAGGAUUUGGCGGAUGCGGUCCGGACGAGGAGGGAGGUGGUCAAGUCAAGGCAGAAUGGGAGCAAUGGCGCUACGAACGGGCACUAA
This is a messenger RNA of Cyphellophora attinorum, 1089 nucleotides long. Its product is annotated as Phospho-2-dehydro-3-deoxyheptonate aldolase, tyrosine-inhibited. Bases 1 to 1089 code for a protein of 362 amino acids. Gene Ontology annotation, molecular function: 3-deoxy-7-phosphoheptulonate synthase activity. The transcript is spliced from 2 exons. Gene Ontology annotation, biological process: aromatic amino acid biosynthetic process. NCBI's taxonomy places the organism in Eukaryota, Fungi, Ascomycota, Eurotiomycetes, Chaetothyriales, Cyphellophoraceae. Gene Ontology annotation, cellular component: cytoplasm. The record is from RefSeq and is a predicted model, not a curated record.